ACGACGAUGAAAGGGUCUAGGCCUGAAGGGUUGCGGAUGGAGGAGCUGCCAUGAGGAGGAGCUGCCAUGCUACGUCGAUUAAUGACCUCAGGGAUCGCCCGCUUCCCGUCGUGGUUUACACGUUGAAAGCCACUUGGUUUGUAUCCUGUUCGACUGACACCGCACAUCGACUUCACUUUGUUGUAUCUCAUCCCAAACGACAGUUUUCUUGCGCGCCUUAAACCAAUCGAGCGUCCCGCCGAACCUACAGACCAGGUUUUCAACUCCUAUUUCAAGCCAUUUGCGCGCCAAUUUUAUCUCCACGUAUCUCCGAGUGUCGAAAAGCAGUUCAACGAAGGUCCUUGGAUUUGCUGUAUGGGCAGACGACAACAUCUUCAUGCGCAACCGAGCAAAGUCGUCCGCACAGCAGCGGGGAGCGACUCAUACCUCCAACUUUGAUCCCACGACGGUCGACCGACCCAAGAGCAGAAGCAACGACAGCGUCAGCACACACACACACGCGACCGCCACGGCGCCAGCAACGACGAACGGCAAUGGGCUCGUCCGCCGUCUGCCCCAGCUCCAACAACAACAUCAAAUACCAGGGGCGCCGCCUCCUCCUCUCCCUCCUCCUCCUCCGCCGCCGCCGCCCUACCAUCUCCUCGACCAUCACCACCCCAACACCAUCGAAGCCAACAGCGCCAAUGUUCACAACGCCAACAAUGCCUCCCACACAACAACAACACCCAAGACAACAGCAGCGACUCCCACGGCGGCGACGGGAGCAGCGACACCGAUGACGGCCGAUAUGAACCACAGCAGUAACAAGAACGUCGAUAAACCCCCGAAUAUGACGGCCCACUCGUCUCUCCUCCAACCCCGCGUCGCCGUCGCCCUAGGCGUGCCCAAGAAAUGGCACUUCCUCCUCUGGCUCUGUCGCCAGUCCUCCACCUUUCCUGCCAUCUGGUGGGGUCUUCCGAGCGCGCUCCGGCUGCUGGCCAUGCUUCACCUGAUCGUUUUCGGCGGCAGUCCAACGACAUGGCAGCAUAUUUUCGCUCGGGUAGUAGCAGCAGGUGUAGGCAGGAGUGGUGGUGCAACAUCAGCAGGAGGAGGAGGAGGGGACAUGAUGGGCUGCGGCAGCGGUAUUGGUACUGACGGUGGUGCCAUGAUGAUGGGGAGUCCGGAUUUCUUGUCGUCUGGUGCUGGUGCUGGUGCUACCGGUGGUAGUAGUAGUACUACAAACUCUGGGGGUGGAAAUGGGAACUAUAACUACAGCCCGGUAGCUUCCGCAACAGGCUUUUCCGACCUCUCGUUUGAGGCGAGGCUGCGGUUGACGGAGACGUUGCUGGCUAUCGUAUGGUGCGGCGCAUCAGCCUACCUCUCCUUCUUCUUCACAGAUAGCCUCAUGUCGCGAUGGCUCGUAAACUACACCCCCCAAGCGACCAUCGUCCGGCUCCUAACCAUAACUACACUAAACGCCUACCUGACGUCCCAAAUCCUCUACCUGACGGCCGGCUCGCAAGACCCGCGACUCCUCCUGCCGGCAUGGGUAGGCAUCUCGGCAAUGCUGACGCUGUUAUAUCAUAUCACGCAGCGCAAGAUCAACAUCCGCAAGGAGACGAGUAUGUCCAUCCGGGCCUUUUCGGUGGCUAGCUUCAUCAGCAUGGUGGCGUUGCUGGCACAGGUACACUCUAACCGGACCGACUAUCCACAAAUUCCCUUGUGGACCUUUGUUACCAAGGUUUGGCAGGAGUUUGUAAAAGUUGCUUUGAAGAUCAUGGAUUAUGGGACUGUUGCUAGGGACUACUAGAGCGCUCCCGACAGGGUACGGAUAGCGUUGCUGGAUGGUUGGUGUUAUUGGUUCGAUUUGGAAUACUUGGAAUACAUAGUCAAAGGCACAGUAGCAAGCAUUGUACCGGAGUUUGGAGUCAGGAAUUCAUUAGAAAGGAGAAGAGCAGCAUCACUUCAUGGUAUGGUAUCACAAUACAAGGAAAUAUGAACAAGUCAUACACAGUAAAGAGGUAUCAUGAAGUAUUAUUGAAACUGUCAAAAGACCGCAAGCGCUGCGGCAUGUCAUCAUGACGCGCAGGCCAUGUG
Molecule: messenger RNA, 2076 nt
Organism: Neurospora tetraspora
Lineage: Eukaryota; Fungi; Ascomycota; Sordariomycetes; Sordariales; Sordariaceae
Product: N-glycosylation protein-domain-containing protein
Exons: 3
Coding region: 377-1789 (470 amino acids)
Biological process (GO): protein N-linked glycosylation; cellular response to oxidative stress
Cellular component (GO): endoplasmic reticulum membrane
Source: RefSeq, a predicted model, not a curated record